UUAAAUAUAUUUUACUAUUAUGUUUCUUUUCGCUGGGAAUAACAAAGCUCCCUGUUGACACCCACUGUCUCGGGUACCCCAUGUCGUGCCUCGGCCUCGGCUUGAAUCUGACUGUCAGCUACAUACCCCACAGCCAUCCAUCCCCGGAUUAUUAAAUUGGGCUUCGAUUUCAUGUUUAUAGGUCUCAUCCAAGUUUGCCUAUUCUCGAUUGCCAUACAUCUUCACUACAUAUCAGUUCAAUUUACUGCUUUCCCAAAUUUAUUCAGACUAAUAGCUCAAUCAGCCACGCAAGAUGUCUAAAUACGACACCGAGCUCCAAGACUUCCCCAACAUCUUCUCCCUGAAAGGAAAGGUUGUCGUUGUAACAGGAGGCUCUCGUGGUCUUGGACUCCAUGCAGCAUCUGGAUUCCUCCAAGCCGGCGCAUCCAAAGUGUACAUCACCUCCCGCAAAGCCGCUGCCUGUGAAGCAGCCGUGAAAGCCCUCAACGCCCUCCCCAAUCUCGCCCCCGGCGCAAAGGCCAUUUCCGUACCUGCCGACAGUGCGAAGUUCGAAGGCGUCGAGCACUUGGUGCGCGAGGUUGCGAAGACGACGGAUCAUGUGGAUAUCUUGUUUGCGAAUGCGGGUGCUACAUGGGGAGAGGAGUUCGAUACGCAUCCGGACUCGGCAUUUGGGAAGGUGAUGGAUUUGAAUGUUAAGAGUGUGUUUAAUACUAUUCGAUUGUUUGCGCCAAUGUUGCAGAAGAACGCAUCUAUCCAAGACCCGUCAAGAGUUAUCAUCACAGCUUCCGUAGCAGGCAUUGGAAUCGGUUCUUUGGGAAAGAAUGCCACAUUUGGAUAUUCCGCUUCCAAAGCAGCAGCUAUCCAUCUCGCAAAGAAUCUGGCUGUUGAACUUGGUCCGAGACAUGUUCUGGUUAAUGCAAUUGCGCCAGGAUUCUUCCCGUCGAAGAUGGCCAGUGGAUUGAUUGGGCUGAGUGGUGGCACGGAAGCUGCAGCCGCGAGGAAUCCGAAUAAGAGAUUUGGCAAACCAGAAGAUAUUGCAGGACUGGUGGUUUUCUUGAGUAGCAGAGCCAGUUCGCAUAUUAAUGGUGCGGUAGUCACUGUUGAUGGAGGGGAAGUGUGGGCAAGAGGGGGAAUGAAUUCCGGGCUGGAAGAUAAGCCUAAGCUUUGAGCUGGAUGAAUAUUUGUAGCAUUGUUUAUUCUAUACCGAGCUAUUUACUGUAGAUCUAGGCGAGUAGAAGCAUAAGGA
Molecule: messenger RNA, 1246 nt
Organism: Cadophora gregata
Lineage: Eukaryota; Fungi; Ascomycota; Leotiomycetes; Helotiales; Ploettnerulaceae
Exons: 3
Coding region: 293-1168 (291 amino acids)
Molecular function (GO): oxidoreductase activity
Source: RefSeq, a predicted model, not a curated record